This is a messenger RNA of Emiliania huxleyi CCMP1516, 744 nucleotides long. RefSeq lists its product as hypothetical. The transcript has a single exon. Gene Ontology annotation, biological process: protein dephosphorylation. The record is from RefSeq and is a predicted model, not a curated record. Lineage: Eukaryota; Haptophyta; Isochrysidales; Noelaerhabdaceae. Gene Ontology annotation, molecular function: cation binding; protein serine/threonine phosphatase activity. The annotation marks the transcript as partial.
GUCAACCAGGACCGCGGCGUCGCGCACUGGCCCUUCAACUCGUCUUCGAACGAAGCUCUCUUCUGCGUCUUUGAUGGACACGGCGUAGGUGGGGAGAAGGUUGCGGAGCAGUGCAUGCGCUCCCUGCCGUACGGCCUCCUCCAGGAGGGGCUGCGGCUGCGAGCCGACCCGGCGGCGACCAUCGUGCGUGCCGUGCUGCAGAUGGACACCGAGAUCCUCAAGCGGCGCGGAGGCCGCUUUGCUACCACCUGCGGGACGACGGCCACGAUCGUCUACUUGAACGGGACGACGCUCUGGUCGGCGUGUGUGGGGGACUCCCGGGCGGUGAUGGGGUACGGAGCCAACGGCGCGAUCUGCGCGCGCGACCUCACCGUCGACUGCAAGCCAGACAUGCCCGAGGAGUCCGAGAGGAUACGCAAGGCUGGAGGCCUGGUGACGGCGGGCGUGCCAGGCGGCCGCCCCUCUCGCGUGUGGGCGGAUGGGAAGGUUGGGCUUGCCAUGUCUCGCUCGAUCGGUGACGGCGAGUGCAAGAAGUACGGCGUCAUCGCCGACCCGCUGAUCGCGCGCUUUGAGAUCGAGCCGGCUAGCAGCCCGGACGGUGACGGCGACCGCUUCCUCAUCGUUGCGAGCGAUGGCGUCUGGGAGUUCCUCUCGAGCCAGGAGGCGUGCGAGAUUGUGGCGUCUGAGCCCGAGUCCGCAACCAAGGGCUGUGCCAAGCUCGUGCAAGCGGCAGCCCAGCGGUGG